Dictyostelium discoideum AX4 is the source of this 2337-nucleotide messenger RNA. RefSeq lists its product as hypothetical. Lineage: Eukaryota; Evosea; Eumycetozoa; Dictyosteliales; Dictyosteliaceae. Gene Ontology annotation, molecular function: RNA-directed DNA polymerase activity; aspartic-type endopeptidase activity; transferase activity. Gene Ontology annotation, biological process: RNA-templated DNA biosynthetic process; proteolysis; DNA biosynthetic process. The transcript is spliced from 2 exons. The annotation marks the transcript as partial. The record is from RefSeq and is a predicted model, not a curated record.
AUGAAGUAUAAACCACAGAAGAUUGAAUUUAAUACUCCAACAGAGUUAACAAAUGUUCAAGAUAAAAACUAUACUGUAAACAUAUUCAAUCGUCCAAAGAUAUUGAAUUCUAGUAAAGAAUUAAUUAACGAUGAAGAAGAUGAAUUGCUUUACACAAUUAAAUUCGAUAAAGAAACAAACAAACCAAUCAUCUCAUUAUUACAUAGUACUGGUACAAGUGAUACUGCUCUCAUUCCGACUCUCAAAUGUUUAAUCGUUCCAAACAGAGAAAACAUGGAUAAACCCAAGAUUAUAAUUAACUCUCAUUCCAAAGAAAAACAAUUCAAAUUAAUUCUCGAUACUGGAAGUAAUGUUAGUUUAAUCAAUAAGAGGUUGAUUUCAAAAGAUAUGAAGAACCACGUUCACAAAACGAAAGCCAAGAUUAACUUCCCGCUACUAGACGUCAAAGAAGAGUUUGUUGAACAAAUCAAUAUACAAGUUAACAAUGAAAUUCAUAACUUCUUUAUUAUAGAAUUGGAUAUCAUUGAUGUACUUUUCGGUAAUGAUAUCCUUAAGGACUCUAUCAUUAACCAAAAAGAUAAAAUAAUCAAGUUGAAUAACAGUACAUACAAAAUUAAUUAUCAACAGUCGAAUCAAUUACAUUGUAAUGUAAAAGCUCCAAGAAAACAUGUUACCGUAUCCAAUGAUAAUCAGUCACAGUCACAUAAUCUACUAGAUGAUGAUGAAGAUAUCAAAGAACAAGUUACAAAGUUUGUUGAAAGCAUCCCAUCACAACUUUGUGAUAUACUGGUUAAAACUAAUCCAGAAGAAGAAGAGAUACAAGCAGUACGUGAUUUCAUUAAUGAUUCAUUCGAAGAUGUUAUAGUAGAUAAACUUCCUGAUAUUCCAGAUCAGAUUAACAAUUCCAGAAGAGAUCAAGAUGUUGAACCAACAAAGAAACAAAUCUAUUAUUCAACAGAUGAUCAUAAGAGACAUGUCGAAGAAAUGGUUCUCAAAUUUAUAGAUUUAGGUAUUAUCAAAAGAUCAGAAUCAAAUUACUCAUCUCCAAUCAUGUUAUUAAAGAAGAGAGAUUCAUGGCGUGUAGUCCACGACUAUCGUCAACUAAAUAAAGUCACUGUUAGAGACGAUCAUCCAUUCACUCCGGUUGAUAGUCUUUUAAAUCAAUGUAAAGAUUCAAAGCUUUUCUCAAAGUUUGACAUGAUUAUGGGUUAUUUCCAAGUGUUAAUUAAUCCAGAACACGCAAAGUACACCGCUUUCAUUACACAUAUUGGUAAAUUUGAAUAUACUAGAAUGCCACAAGGUUUAGUCAACUCUCCAUCCACAUUCGCCAGAUUGAUGGUCGAAAUAUUUGGAAAAAUCAAAAGUUUAUUACAAUACUUUGAUGAUCUUUUGGUUCAUUCAAAACUCGACUACAUGGUACAUUUCAUUGAAAUCAUUAGAAUGCUUCUAUAUUGUAGAAAGUACCUAUUAUUCAUUUCAAGAGAAAAGAGUGAAAUGUUAAAGACUGAAGUAGAUUUCCUUGGUUUCCACAUUCAUAAAGAUGGUAUAUCUCCAAGAGCUGCAAAGGUUAGAGCUAUCUCUGAGUUACCUGAACCAAGAAACGCCAAAGAAGCUGAAGCUGCAUUAGGUCUUUUUGGAUUCUUCAGGAGACACAUUGAAAAUUACGCUGAAAAAACCUAUCACCUUUCCAAAGAAUCAAAAGGAAAAAACAAGAAAACACUUUCUGAUGAAUCACUCAAAGAAUUCAAUAAUCUAAAGAAAGAGUUUGAAGGUGAAAAUAUUGUCGCUAUUCCAAUUGAACAAGAUAACUCCAUACCAAUAGAUAUCGAAAAGGUUAAAGCAUCAACAGACAUGCCAAUCCAUUCAGAUAAUAAUAAUCUAAACAAUGGUAGUUUUCACUUGUAUUGUGAUGUUAGUGAUAAAGCAUUAUCAGGUGUAUUAUAUCAAAUUCAAGGUAAUAAAUUCAAAGUCAUUUGGUUUCAUAGUAGAAAACUUACUGAUACUCAAAAGAGGUACAGCAUAGGUGAUAGAGAGUUCCUUUCAAUCAUUGAUUCUCUAAAGAAGUUUCAACAUUUAUUAAUUGGUAAAAAGGUUUCAAUCUACACUGAUCACCAAAAUCUUACAUAUAUUAUCAAUAAGUCAAACGAUAAACCGUUCACAAAGAGACAAGAUAAUUAUAUGAAAUAUAUUAAAGAAUUUGAUUAUGAAUUAAGACAUAUAAGUGGUAAAAAGAAUGGUAUAGCUGAUUUCUUAUCUCGUAAAUAUGAUAAUUUCCAAUGGGAUGAAUCGUUUUUAAAUAAAAUUAAGGAAGAACAAAUCAAUUCUCAAUGGCUAUUA